Molecule: messenger RNA, 2297 nt
Organism: Linepithema humile (Argentine ant)
Lineage: Eukaryota; Metazoa; Arthropoda; Insecta; Hymenoptera; Formicidae
Product: protein dimmed-like
Biological process (GO): sensory organ development; axon development; positive regulation of transcription by RNA polymerase II
Cellular component (GO): nucleus
Molecular function (GO): E-box binding; protein dimerization activity; DNA-binding transcription factor activity, RNA polymerase II-specific
Source: RefSeq, a predicted model, not a curated record
GAAGCCGGUGGGGCCUCCUCGCUCUUCGCCGACAAGUGAUCGUUUACAGUUAUAGUCAGUCCGCAUUGGGCGUUCGACCGGCCCUGACUGUAUCAGCAUCAUAGUCGCUGAUAAAGUUUCAUUUCUGUCUUCUUCGAAUACGUCGCGUCGCCGCGACUUUUCUCUCUCUCUCUCUCUCUCUCUCUCCCUCGCGGCAAGUACGAAAUCGUGCCGAAUAACAGUGAUUCCCUCUCCCCCCACGCCGAUCUCUGGAACACCCAUUUAAAUCUUCUUAUCGUCGUGGCUGAUAAUCGUCGUCAAUCGAACGCGACGUGGUUGCUUCCGAUUUUAAAGCUUGCAGCGGCGCGACCGUGAUUGUUAGAACGGUUAUUAAGAACCAUUUCAAAAGUAACGAGUUCUCGCGACGGGCUAAGCAACGAUCAGUGGAUUUAGUGGUAGGAUCAAUGAGUGUGAUCGUGUGAAAGGAAAAGUGCGAAAUCGUACGGCGCACGAAAAGCGCGCUGGUGCCGACGCUGGUUUUCAGUGAGCGUGCACUCGUCUCAUUUACACGAGGCACUGAUGGAGAAUAAGCGACCGACGAGAGGGAUCGAACUGUGAUUCUGAUCAAAAUAAUGCGAAGCUUGGAUAGGCUAUCGAGUAGCGACCAAGACUGUGGCGAUCGGGAAAUGUAUAUCGACCUAGACGACGCAUCCGUUGACUCGCUUACUGGGAAACGUAGUCGCCAUCAUGGCGCGGAGGUGGGCGAGGAGAGCGACAGUAGCGGAAGCGAGAGAAGCCCGAAACAGGCGAAGAGAAAAAAUCGCGGUGGUGCGCCGCCGACCACGAGAAGACGGAAAAGCGGAAUUUCUGCGCGUGAGAGGAACCUGAGGAGGCUCGAAAGUAAUGAGAGAGAGAGAAUGAGAAUGCAUUCUCUUAAUGAUGCUUUUGAGCAAUUACGCGAGGUAAUACCACACGUAAAAAUGGAGAGGAAGCUCAGCAAGAUAGAAACGCUCACGUUGGCGAAAAAUUAUAUAAUGGCACUAACAAAUGUCAUAUGCGAGAUGCGCGGCGAGGAGCAACCGUACACGUUUGUCGAUGGCGAAUGCGGCUCCAGUAGCGGUGAUAGCACCGGUCAAUUAGAAUUAAGCGGCGGCGAGCAACCGGACGAAGCAUCGCCCGCCUCGAUUCACGAAACUAACAACAAUAGCCUUCUCCAUGAAGAUCUAGAACGCAAGAUUUAAGGAAUUUGAUCUAAACGAUAAAUGUCGAGACACGUGUUACACACACGCUCGCACACACAGACUCUGUGAUAAACUAUCAUACUAGUGCCUUUCGUAAGACAGCAAUUCGCGACGGUUCGCUCAUUAUCGCCAUGGAUCUACGUAGAUCGUACAUUCUUGAAAAUUUCGCGUCGAAGUGAUCAAAAAUUAUUCUGCAGAUACACUUACGCAACGCGAGAAAAGAUAAACCGUGAGAGUGGAUAGCAAGUAAGAGGACGACAAGAAGAAAAAAAUAUAAAGAGAGAAGCAAGACAAACAUAAUAAAAUAGAAUAGAGUGAAUAGAGAUAAUGAUAUAAGAGAGAAAAAGAAAGAGACAGGAAGAAUACGCGUUUUAGAUUAUACGUAUAUACAGGAUGUUUCAGAUUUAGCGCGUAAAUCUUUCAAAUAGAGAUUAUUCCUCGAUAAAUAUCAAAAGUCAGAAAUGUCCUCAGAAGUUUCAUAGGAAGCCAUUUUUCCUCAUAACUUUUAAUUUCUAUCUUCAACAUUAGAUAUCCUAAUAGUCAAGCCUCAAUGUAAGUCUUAAUUCCUAUAUUUGAGAUUGAAGCAAUACCCAUUAAUUGAAGAAAGAUAUUUUAUUGUGUGAUCGCGAGUUCCUGAAGCGUAAUUCGUCCAAAUCAUUUAAUUCACAAUCACUUAUAAUUCAGAAGAAUAAAUAACAUAACUCGAGAAUGAAGUAAUCAAAAAUGGAAACAGGCAACAAUCGGAAUUAUUUUUACUUUGUCUUUUAUCUGUGGCUGAAAAGCAAUGAAAAUGACUUUUCUCAAAUAUAUAAAUAAUGACGCGUUCCGGUACGCGCGUCUCUCGCUGUAUAUAUAGAAUAUAUCGAGAUCAUAUUCAGAGAAUAUUUAUAUAUUGUACGGCAUGUGUCAAACACACCGAAAGUAACGGUCGUGCAAUUUCAUGAUUCGCAAAUUUUCUCUAUCGAUCGUUAAACUUUCAUUAAUUUAUUCUUUGAUCGACAUUAUCAACCCAGCGCGAGAUAUUACUAUAUUAAUUAUUGCGAUUACUAUUUCUACUACUAUUAUAUUCUGCUAUAA